UGUGUUUAUAACCUUCAUAAUGCUGCUUUCAAUCUUAUCCUCAUUGUGUACUUUGUUCAUAGUUUUUUUUUUUUUUCCUAAUACACAUUUUACCAAUAAUAGUAUCAGAGAUGUGCCAUCCAAAAUCCACAUGUAAGCUUAUAAGAGAACAUAAACUUGAAAUGAGUGGCAAUGCAAAGGCCAAAGAAUUCUUCAUUUUGAUGAUUUGCUUUGAGAGUAUUCCAGAUAGAUUCCUGAAGCCACUUUCCAAAUUAUCAUUCACCCACUUUAUUCUCUUUUUCUAGCCUUUUAUUUACCCCGUCAACCUUCCUCUUUGAGCCAUUAUUCAUUGCAGCUCUUCAUUUGUGCUCAGGCAAAAUGAUUACAACUAACUCUACUGCAAAACCACUUUUCCUUCUUGGCUAUAUUUGUUCUCUUCUUUCCUUCGGUCAUUACUGUUAUCCCCAGAAAACCUGCCCAAACUGUGGCUCCAUAGAAGUUCCAUAUCCUCUUAGCACAAACCCCAAUUGUGGUGAUCCAAACUAUCGUCUUCGUUGUGAUCCCCAAUCUCAGAAACUUUAUUUUGAUACCUUGAAUGGAAGUUCUUACCUUGUACUCAGAAUCAUGGCCUCAUUUCAGCGCAUGGUUGUGCAACCAUCACCAUGGGUGUCUGGCACAUGUGUUACUCAAGACAUGCUGGUGAGUGAGGGCCUUUGGUUAAACCAGACACUCCCUUUCAAUGUCACAACAUCCAACACAAUCUUCCUCUUCAACUGUUCACCUCGGCUCUUUGUCUCUCCUCUCAAUUGCACUCCUUCUAGUCUUUGUCACAGUUUCUUGGAAAGCUCUGGACACGUCAACAAAAAUCGAUCACUUCAGUGUUCCAGCAGUCUCAACCCCUGCUGCACCUUCAUCGCUGGUGGAAUGCCCUCGGCUUACAAGAUAAGGCUUCAUAGUUCGGGUUGUAAAGCAUUCAGAAGCAUCCUUAAUUUGGAUCCUGAAAGGCCCGUAAGUCAAUGGGAAGAGGGACUGGAAAUUCAAUGGGCUUCUCCCCUUGAACCAAUUUGUAAAACACAGCUUGAUUGUUCUGGAGCUUCCAAGUGUUUACCUGCUGGUACAAACAGCCUCUUUCGUUGCCUCUGCAAUAAGGGCUACCACUGGGAUCAUGGUCAUGGUAGUUGCCAAAAAAAGAAAAGCAGCAGGAAGGCUAGCCUCGGUUUAAAGGUCUCCAUAGGGGUAGUCUCCUUUCUUUCUCUAGCUGCAGUAAUGGGUGUGGUUAUUUUACGCAAGUCCACACAUGCUACCCAAGCAAAGCUCGCAAGAGCAAGAGAAGACAUGUUGAAAUCAAGCAAUGUUGGGAAAACUGCAAGGAUGUUCCAGUUGAAAGACAUAAAGAAAGCAACAAACAGUUUCUCUAAAGACAGGUUUUUGGGGAGUGGUGGUUUCGGAGAAGUCUACAAGGGUGAGCUUCAAGAUGGAACUGUGGUGGCUAUUAAGUUAGCUAAAGUUGGUAAUGUCAAAAGCACCCAACAAGUACUCAAUGAAGUUGGAAUACUUUCUCAAAUCAAUCACAAGAACUUGGUUAAACUCUUGGGUUGUUGCAUAGAAGGUGAGGAGCCUUUGAUGAUCUAUGAGUACAUUUCUAAUGGGACACUACAUGAACUUUUACAUGGAAACUCUUCAACCUUUCUGGAUUGGAGAACAAGGCUGAGAAUUGCUCUGCAAACUGCUGAAGCAUUGGCUUAUUUGCAUUCAGGAGUAUACACUCCCAUUUACCACAGAGAUGUUAAGUCAUCAAAUAUACUACUAGAUGAUGACUUCAACGCUAAAGUUGCAGAUUUUGGGCUCUCCAGACUAGCUCGCCCAGGGCUGAGCCAUGUGUCAACCUGUGCUCAAGGAACAUUAGGGUACCUGGAUCCUGAAUAUUACCGCAACUAUCAGUUAACUGAUAAAAGUGAUGUUUAUAGUUAUGGAGUCAUGUUGCUUGAGCUUUUGACUUCACAAAAAGCCAUCGACUUCUCACGAGAUCAAGACGAUGUCAAUUUAGCCAUUUAUGUGAGCCAACAAGCAAAAAAUGGUACAAUCAUGGAAGUCACAGAUCAGCGGCUGCUGGGUAAACAUCCCUCAGGGAAUAUACUAACAAGCAUAAAACUGUUCUCAGAGCUAGCCUUUGCUUGUCUGCGGGAGAGGAAGGCAGAUAGGCCCAGCAUGAAAGAUGUGGUUCAACAACUUGAAUGCAUAGUUGAAAUAGUAAAUCAGGAAAACGUCUUGAAUGAGGUUAGUAGUGACAGUAUAUGAACGACUUAUGAUGCUUUUUAGAGUAAUUGACUACUAAAAUAUUUUGUUAUUGACGUUUAUGGUCUUUGAAUAUUCAAAUAACAAAGUAGAAGGUUUGGAUGUGGAAAGGUGGUUGAAAUAAUGGACAAUAGAAGCUAAAGUGAUUCCAAGGAUAGAUGUGAGUGGAUGGAAAGACAUGGAGGAAAAGAAUGGGAUCAGAAUCAGAUGCUUAAUUUGUGCAAAAAGUAUGAAAUGAUCCAAAAGACUACGAAUUUCUGGCAUGGGGUAAUUGGAAUCUGUUGGAAUGUAUAAGAAUCGCUAGCUGUGAAGAAAAAGCAGUCCAUCUUUUUUAAACAGGAAAAGCAAUUCCAUAUAGAAGUAUGAAUUUCAUUUAGACUUGUCAUACUAGAUAAGCAUUGCUUGAUUUUUGUUUUCUGGUGUUUUUUUUUCCUUGUGCAAUAUGUACUAAGCUGUUAUAUGUGUGUGUACGCAUAUGCGUAUAUUUAUAUAUUACAUAAAUAAUGCAGAUCAACAUCGACGAGCACUUACUAUGAUUGUUAUAGCAUAUUCU
Messenger RNA from Hevea brasiliensis (rubber tree), 2827 nucleotides. Its product is annotated as wall-associated receptor kinase-like 20. Bases 358 to 2277 code for a protein of 639 amino acids. Gene Ontology annotation, molecular function: polysaccharide binding; protein kinase activity; ATP binding. The record is from RefSeq and is a predicted model, not a curated record. The transcript has a single exon. Gene Ontology annotation, biological process: protein phosphorylation. NCBI's taxonomy places the organism in Eukaryota, Viridiplantae, Streptophyta, Magnoliopsida, Malpighiales, Euphorbiaceae.